Fraxinus pennsylvanica is the source of this 2538-nucleotide messenger RNA. Lineage: Eukaryota; Viridiplantae; Streptophyta; Magnoliopsida; Lamiales; Oleaceae. The record is from the annotation of a GenBank genome assembly.
AUGAACGCAUUCUCUUCCAGGCUUCCCAGGUUACUCAAAGAAUCCUCCCCUUUGCUCCCUGAAAACUUUGCGUCUUUCUUAGAGACAUGUUCAAAUGUCAAUUUAUUGAAAAAGUUACAUGCUUGUAUAUGUACACGAGGCCUUGCAGGCAACAACUUUUUGGGCUCCAAGCUUGUCAAAUCCUAUACAAGAUUCAAUCUUCUAAAAGAAUCCAAAUGGGUUUUUGAUAAAGCUGUUGAUAAAAAUCUUCCUCUCUGGAUUUCAGUUAUUGUUGGGUACUUUAGAGGUGAUAAUUUUGAUGAAGUUUUGAGGAAAUAUAUAGAACUAAGGCGGAUAAAUAUUGGUAAUCAUAGUUCUGCGCUCACAUUUGGUUUGAAAAGUUGUGUUGAGUUGGGGACUUUUGAAUUUGGAAGAGCCAUUCACGUGGAUGGUUUUAAAUUUGGAUUUAGUAAUGAACAAUUUGUAGGGUCAUCUUUGAUUGGGUUUUAUUCGAAGUUUGAUCAUAUUGAGAAAGCAGCUAAAGUUUUUGAAGAAAUUAUUAACAGAGAUGUGGUUGCUUAUACUUCGAUUAUCACAGGGUACGCUCAUGCUGCUGAUCUUUGUGCUUACAAAGCUUUUAGAAUGGCAUCCCAUAUGCAAUGGGAUGGAAUUGAGCCUAAUAGGGUUACUUUGAUAAGUUUACUUCAUGCUGCAUCACAAUUAGGAGCACUAGCAGAGGGAAAAUCAAUUCAUGGUUAUGGAAUUAGAAGAGGAAUUGGUUGUCUAGAUGAAGUUUUUGAAACAAGCCUUAUGGAUAUGUAUAUAAAGUGUGGUGAUCCGAACAAAGCAGCUGCAAUAUUUGAAAAGAUGGAUGAAAAGACUAUUGGUUCUUGGAAUGCUUUGAUUUCUUGUCAUCUUCAAUUGGGACAGCCGUCGAAAGCUCUGAACCUGUUUUCCCAAAUGGUGGAAGAAAAAUUUGAGCUUGAUUUGAUCACUUUAGCAAAUGGCCUAAUGAGUUGUGCAAAUUUGGGGAAUUUGCUUGCAGGAAAAAGUAUUCACAGUUACAUUCUUCGAUCGGGAAUUCAACUUGAUCUUGUCACUACAACAAAUUUAAUUGAUAUGUACUCGAAAUGUAAGCACUUAACUGAAGCAAGUGAAGUCUUUAACAGAUCAGAGGAUAAAGAUAGUGUUUUGUUUAAUGUGAUGAUAGCCGCUUAUCAAUGUAAUGGAUUUCCAUAUCGGGCCAUGAAGACAUUUAAUGAAAUGGUAAUGGCAGGUGUUAGACAGCAUAUUAGUACCAUCCUGAGUGUGCUCUCAUCAUUAUGUGAUAUAAGAGAUUCACGAGGAGGCAAGUGCAUACAUGGAUAUGUGCUCAAACUUGGUUUUGAAGCAAACACUGAAGUUGCUAAUCAACUCAUGAACGUGUAUGCAAAAUGUGGCUUCAUAGGAUGCACAAGACAAGUAUUUGAAAAAUUAAAGAUUAAGGAUACAAUAUCUUGGACAACGCUUAUGAUGGCUUACGUUAAUCACAAUCUUGCUGAUGAAGCAAUGACCUUGUUUCGGUUGAUGCUAAGAGAAAAACUGCACCUUGAUUCUGUAGCUUUAACAAGUGUGCUUCAGGCAUUAAAUCAGCUUGGGAUCGUAAGUUUAGUGAGAGAAGUUCACUGUCUUGCGUAUCGAAUAUCUGUGGAAGAAGAUAUAUUUAUAAUCAAUUCCCUAAUUACUACUUAUAGCAGAUGUGGAAAAUUAAUGAUGGCCAUAAAUUUGUUUGAACACAUGUCUGAACGUCAUUUAUCAUCAUGGAACACUAUGAUAACUGCGUAUGGGAUGCAUGGGGAUUGCGUACAGGCACUCAAAUUGUUUGACCAAAUGAGAACAGAGAAGAUCUCGCCUGAUGCGGUUACCUUCACAUCAGUACUCUCCGCCUGCAGUCAUUCUGGAUCUUUAGAAAAGGGCUUGUGUAUUUUCUGGUCCAUGGAGAAAGAGUAUGGAGUUGUUCCAUCAGAGGAGCAUUACGGUUGUGUAGUGGAUUUGUUAGGACGAGCAGGACAGAUAGAAGAAGCAUACAAUCUUCUAAAAAAUUUUCCAUCAGGACAGAAUGCUUCUGCUCUUAGGGCUCUGCUUGCAGCUUCCAGAGUUCAUGGUAGUACUGCGACGGGGGAAAGAAUAGGAAGGUGGUUAUUGAAUAUGGAGCCCCAACAUCCAAGCAUUUAUUGUGCUGUGUCGAAUAUGUACGCUGGAGGAGGAAAAUGGGAUGAUGUAGCACGUAUAGGAUCUAUUGCAAAGGGGAGAGGUUUGAAAAGGACUACAGGUUUUCUGGAAUUGAGCCCUACUCAGUUUGGAACUUCCAAUGGUUUUAUGCCCAAGAAAGACGACGCAGAGAAGCAGCAGUCUAGAUCAUCUUUGCAAUCACACCCCUGCAUGGAUGUGUCAUAUAACGGUCUUGAGAUUCAGUUCAAUUGCCUGUCUCACGGAUUUUCUUUUGAAACUGGGAUUUACAUUUUUAGAAUGGAAUUGCACAACGUAUUUGGAAGAGGGACGCACUGUGGAAAUCUGUGA